AUGGCAGCUUCUAGUAUUCGUUAUUUGGCUUUGGCAGCCUUGUUUUUGGCUGGAGUACUUCUGGUCUCCAACCAUCAGGUCUCAGCACAGGAUUGCCUAAGUGAUGUGCACAACCUAGAGAUACAAUGUAAGCAAUUCGUUCUGAAGGCUGGCCCAAAGCUUCCCCCAUCUCAAGGGUGUUGUGCUGUUGUGAAGAAGGCUGACAUUCCAUGUGCCUGCAAGUAUAUUACUAAGGAAGUAGAGCAGUCCAUUAGUGUGGACAAGGUGGUCUAUGUUGCUCAGUCCUGUGGCAAGGAAUUGCCCCAUGGAAUGAAAUGUGGAUGUAAGACUUCAUCUCUUUAA
Molecule: messenger RNA, 342 nt
Organism: Nelumbo nucifera (sacred lotus)
Lineage: Eukaryota; Viridiplantae; Streptophyta; Magnoliopsida; Proteales; Nelumbonaceae
Source: RefSeq, a predicted model, not a curated record